UGUUUUUAUUGUUUCCCGACUUUAUCGCGGAACAGAGAAACAGAGAGACUUUCAAUAAUUCUAAGAAAAUUAAUUUCCUUUUUUCUCAAACUAUCUUUUUCCAGAUUUCUAAACAUUUUCAGGCUCGUUUGAUCUUUUUUUUCCCGACAUUUAUUCAAACUUUUCAGAAACAGAUCCUUCCUUUGUGAUUUUCUGAAGUAUUUACUCUCAUCAUCAUUUUCUUGGGUUGAUUCAAUGGCAGAAUCAAGGUAAAAACAGAGAUUGGCUGAAACAGAAUCGGAACAUAAGAAUAAGACAAAACCCGUGUUGGCAAAAGAUCUGAAGAUAUGUUUUGUUGCGGUGGUGCGGAUGAGGAACCCGCCGGUCCGCCCGCAAACCAGUAUGCAGCCCCUCCUAACAAAGCCGGAAAUCCCAAUUUUGGCGGUGGGAAUAGAGGGGAACCGAGGAAUCCGAAUGCACCGAGAUCAGGAGCUCCUGCAAAGGUUUUGCCCAUAGAGAUCCCUUCUGUUGCAUUGGAUGAGUUGAACAGAAUGGCGGGUAACUUCGGAAACAAGGCACUGAUCGGUGAAGGUUCUUAUGGACGUGUCUUCUGCGGCAAGUUUAAAGGAGAAGCUGUUGCUAUCAAGAAACUUGAUGCUAGUUCUUCUGAAGAACCUGACUCAGAUUUCACCUCACAGUUAUCGGUGGUAUCGCGGCUCAAACACGACCAUUUUGUGGAGUUGCUGGGGUACUGCUUGGAGGCAAAUAAUCGCAUUCUCAUUUACCAGUUUGCAACUAAAGGUUCUUUACAUGAUGUAUUACACGGGAGAAAGGGAGUGCAAGGGGCUGAGCCAGGACCGGUGCUGAACUGGAACCAAAGGGUAAAGAUUGCAUAUGGAGCAGCCAAAGGGCUUGAGUUCCUUCACGAGAAGGUCCAGCCACCAAUAGUCCAUAGGGACGUGAGGUCGAGCAAUGUCUUGUUGUUUGAUGACUUUGUGGCCAAAAUGGCUGAUUUCAACUUGACCAAUGCUUCCUCCGAUACCGCGGCUAGGCUUCAUUCUACUCGUGUUUUGGGAACAUUCGGCUACCACGCUCCAGAGUAUUAUACCAUAAACCCGUUAAUUCAUUUGUUUAAAACAACCUGAUAGUUCUUGAUAACGUAAGAGUUUUGUUGUCUUAGGUAUGCAAUGACAGGACAGAUAACGCAGAAGAGUGAUGUGUAUAGUUUUGGUGUUGUGCUAUUGGAGCUCUUGACAGGAAGAAAACCCGUAGAUCAUACCAUGCCUAAAGGCCAACAAAGUCUUGUUACUUGGGCAACACCGAGACUAAGUGAAGACAAAGUGAAACAAUGCAUAGAUCCUAAGCUUAACAAUGACUUUCCUCCCAAAGCAGUCGCCAAGUUGGCAGCCGUGGCGGCCUUGUGUGUUCAGUAUGAGGCAGAUUUCCGACCAAACAUGACCAUCGUUGUCAAGGCACUUCAGCCUCUUCUAAACUCUAAACCGGCCGGUCCUGAGUCUACGUCCUAAACUAAACAAUAUACCAUUUCUCUUGUUUUUGUUCAUGUUGUUGUUAUUAUGGCUAUUUUCUCCCUCUUUUCUGUUCCAAGAACUAUGAUUAUUGGUUGUAAGAUGUUGUUAUUUAAGCGAAUGUAACUUAUAUUUUUCAUUUGGUUUAACACCCCUUUCGUUUUUUA
Arabidopsis thaliana (thale cress) is the source of this 1672-nucleotide messenger RNA. RefSeq names its product Protein kinase superfamily protein. Gene Ontology annotation, molecular function: kinase binding; protein kinase activity; protein tyrosine kinase activity. The record is from RefSeq and is marked reviewed. Bases 327 to 1124 code for a protein of 265 amino acids. Lineage: Eukaryota; Viridiplantae; Streptophyta; Magnoliopsida; Brassicales; Brassicaceae. The transcript has 7 exons. Gene Ontology annotation, cellular component: cytoplasm.